ACACAGUGUGGUGGCAGUCUCUACGCCACAUUUCCUUCAUUCUUUUUCCUCCUUUGCUACAAACAGCCACAUUCACACUACAAAUGUCGGUACUAAUUAUCACUUCUACCAUUACGAAGGCUUUCCUGUCGUGAUCCCAUCAUCGCCGCUCUCCUCUGUUACAAACUAGCAAGAUUAGACUGUAUCCACCGUCACCGUCACCACUGCUCAGUGUUGUCACCGCUGCGGUUCUUCCUACUCGUCCUCAGCACCUCGAUCAACGUACCCAGGCACUCCAUACCUCGCCAUGGAGGACGCACCCCCUCCAUACACGUCCACGCCUACGCAGCCGCCGCCGUACAAACAAAAAGCUGACGGCGAGGUACCCCCAGUAGGCUUCGACGUGCCGCAGGAAGGAACUGAACACAUAGCUGGGGCUGCCCUUGUGCCCCCUCAGCCUGUUGCCACUCACGUGGUGGUGGUGCAGCAGCAGGGUUCCUGUCCCAUCUGCAAGAUGGGGUACGUGCGGGAGGAGUUCACGCUGUGUGGAAUGUUUAUGGCAAUAAUGUUCUUCCCGCUUGGCCUGAUCUGCUGCCUGCUGAUGAGGGUGCGGCGCUGCUCACACUGCCGGGCCAUCGUCAUCUAACCUCCCCACUCCCACUCCUCUCAACGCUAGCCGCCUGUCAUCAUCGCUGUCACUUCCACCGAGAGAGAGAGAGAGAGAGAGAGAGAGAGAGAGAGAGUGGAAGGCGAGAGGGUCAUUAUAAUCUUAUUCUCAAACGUCAUGUCUUAUCGCGACUGCUUUUAACAGCCGUACGUAAUGGAGACUGUUUUUGUUUCAUUCUUUCUCUUUAUGACGAUUCCCGUAAUAGUCUAACAAAUAUUUACAUUACCAAUAAAGAAAAGAAUUAUGGGAACUCAAUUAAUCAUUCCCGUCUCCUAUGAAAGCAGUCGUGAGAAGAGCCAAGUGUUCAAGAAUACUGGGAGGGAAGGAGGAGGAGAGAGGAAUGGAUGGGAGGAGAGGAGGGAUGGAGAAGGGAAAGGGAGAGGGAAGUCAUUCGUGAGAUUUUUUUUUUUUUUUUUUUUUUUUUGAGGAUGGGGUGUUGGGGGUAGGAGGAUGGACAGGCCAAACUUAGCCUUUGCCUACACCUCGCUUCCACCUCCCACCACUGCCUCGUGUGCUCGCUUGUGUGUCAUAAGAGCGUGUUUGAUGUGUCGUGAAUAAAUUAGUAAAUAAAUAUAUCAUAUCUUACAUCAUAUCUAUUUUUCUGUUUAUUAUUCUAUAUGUCUAUCGAUCUGUCUAUCUAUUUAUUCAUCUAUCUAUACACGUACUUUUAUAUUGGUGUGUGUGUGUGUGUGUGUGUGUGUGUGUGUGUGUGUGUGUGUGUGUGUGUGUGUGUGUGUUCUUAUUCAUCUGUCUUCCUAUCUAUAUUUAUCUUUGUAUUUCUCUUUGUGUGUCAGCCUGUCUGUCAUUAGACAUUGACAUGCCAUUAUCUUUGUUUUCUUGACAAUUAUUUCACAGUGAACAACUUUAUGUAAACCUUUAGUACAUAGAAUUCUUUGUGCAAUUUCAGUGUACGCUCACUUUGCAGAUCCACGUGUUUGUAUUGUAUUACAUUAUAUUGCAUUACAUCAGACA
Portunus trituberculatus (swimming crab) is the source of this 1618-nucleotide messenger RNA. RefSeq names its product brain protein I3-like. The record is from RefSeq and is a predicted model, not a curated record. The coding region runs from base 287 to 625 and encodes 112 amino acids. The transcript is spliced from 4 exons. Lineage: Eukaryota; Metazoa; Arthropoda; Malacostraca; Decapoda; Portunidae.